AUGGAAUGGAUUAAUAUACUUGUUAUAUCUUUAAUUUUAUCAGAAAAUAUAGCUUUAACUGGAAAAGGUCUUGCGGUCAGGUUUAAUAUAACAAUCUUCAAAGCCUGUCUGUCAUCUGAUAUUGUGUUGAAUAAAUUGAUCCAAGUCUCACUUCAGCAAUGUGUGGACGAAUGUUCCUCAAGAGUAGGCUGUCGAGCAGUCAACUAUUUCAGACAUUUUCAUCUUUGUGAACUACUUCCGGUAGAUGACGGAAAUCUUUACCAAAGUGGAGGUAAAAAUCGUGCAUGUGUUUUGGUUAAAAAGGCUGAUAUGGAUCUUCAUGAGAUACAGACAACUUGCACCUGUGCCGCGAGGGAAUCAUGUGAUAUCGAGUCUCAUGCAAUAUGUACUCAUGAAGAGUGCAAACCAGUUAACUUAGAAAAUGGAAAGGUCUCUGGGAACAUGCUAUCCUUGGGAUCUACAGUAACAUUCGAAUGCGACCAGAUGUACAUAGAGGUAAAUGGGAAGAGUGAAGCAACAUGUCUUGCUAAUGGAACAUGGUCAUACUAUCCCCAGUGCAAACGAGAUUGCAACGAGCCCACACGACAAAUAAGUAAUGCAACGCUAAGCAACGGCAAGACAUAUGAAGGUCAAAGCAGAACGUUUAAAUGUAAUCCAGGAUUUAUAUUCCCCGUCGGAUAUAAUGCCAUGAACAUAACCUGCAGGUCUGAUGGUCAAUGGUCAACCAUGCUAUGUCCAACAGAAACAAAUGAAAACAACACAUGCAAUGGUUGCAUACUCCCAAGAGAUUGUCAAGACAGACAAGGUCUUAAUGAUUCUUCGCCAACAACACUGUGUGACAUAUAUCCUGUAGACAGUAUUGGCUUCGAGGCACGUUGUGAUAUGGACACGCCGCCUGGUGGAUGGACCGUGAUACAGCGCAGAGUAAAUGAUAGUGACUUCAAAAGAAACUGGGAAGAGUACAAAGAAGGAUUUGGUAAUCUGAAUGGUAACUUCUGGUUAGGCAAUGACAAAAUAUGGAAAUUAACAAACGGGGGACAUUACAAAUUACGAGUUGACCUUGUAGAUCAAAACGGAGAUAAGGGUUAUGCAGAGUACAGUUCAUUUUCCAUCGGAGAUGAAUCUUCUAAAUAUACCUUGAAUAUUUCAGGACACAGUGGAACAGCGAAUGACAGCUUGAUAACCAGGCAUAACGGAAUGAAGUUCAGCACUUUUGAUCAAGACAAUGAUAAUUACGAAACCAAAUGCGCAGUUGAAUUUGGAGGAGGUUGGUGGUACAGUGACUGUCAGUCUUCGAACUUGAACGGACCUUAUGGUAGUCAAGCUGAUAAUCAAGGGAUGACGUGGAAAGAUUGGAGAAAUUCAUCAGUGUCUAUGUUAUUCACAGAAAUGAAAAUACGACGGGAAUAAUACCUCCACAAGGAGACCUAUUUGUGAAUUUAGUUAAUUAGAUGUCGAUGAUAAGAACAUUAUUUUAUGCUGUAUUUAUACCGUUUCAUGAUGUCAGAAAAUUGAUACCCUAGCAAAGGAAAGACUUAACUAGUAUCUGAUAAUUUGAUGAAAAUAAUAUAUCCCAAACAUUGACUUUAUCGUUGAAUAUCGUUCGAAUGCAUAUAAUAAUAUAACUUGGGUAGAGCACUUAUCAUAUCAAUCCUACGAGAAGCGGUAAAAUCACGAUCCUAUGCAACUGAUUAAAUACUUUGUAAAUUUCUUUCAACCGACAACUAAUGAAUUAUAACUAUAAAUAAGGGUUGUUUAAACAUUGGCGUACACCGACUUGCUUGAAAUCUUAAUAUCUUGUAAUGUGUUCCCAAGUGCUUAUAGAAAUUAAUGAAAAUAACAUUUACAAUGGUUAAUAAUAAAAUCUAUAAAAAAAAUCCUUUGGAAGCAAAGAAUGCAACCAAGAAGAAUAAUAGCAGACUCGGUUUGAUUUAGUAGUAAACAUACAUGUGAUAUUAACAAAAGGGUUGUAUGAUGUUUACCCUGUUGACAGUGUUGGCUUCGUUGUACCACACCACCUGGUGGACGAACUAAGAUACAGCGUAGAAUAUCUGACAGUGAUUUUUAAAAGAAACUGGGGAAAUAUUAUUGAGUAUGUUUUUUUAUCUGGAGGUUAUAACUGUUUAGGCAAUGACAAAAUAUGGAAACUAGCAAACAUUGGACAGCACAAAGUAUGAGUUGAUCUCACAGUCCAGCACGCAGAGAACAAUUCAUUUACAAAUGGGAAUUCAUCUUCUACGUUUACAUUGAAUAUGUUAGGACUGUGGAACAUGGAGUGGCUGCAUGUUUUUCCAGGCAUAAAGGCAUAAAAUUUAGCACUUUUGCCCAGAUAUUGACAUUUACUAAAAUUAUUGUGCAGACAGAUUUCGUGGAAGUUGUUGGUACAGUAACUAUCAACCUUAGAACCUAAAUGGACCUUACGGUAGUCAGGAAACUUGGAAUGACUUAGAAGCCAUGGAGAAAUCAGUCAGUGUUUAUGAGAAAAGAAAAUUGGCCAGAAGAAUGGAACGUUUUCUUAAUUAUUUGUUGCAAGAAAAGUUAUUCAAGCUUUUUAAAAAUUCUGAAUUAUCUAACCUUUGACUGAAAUGUUACCAAAAUGAUACUAUUGUUCAAAACUUUGCUUGAAUUAUGAAAGAUGUGAGAUAAGAUCAUGUAUAUUUAUUGAAUUGAUUGCCGGACAAAAGUCAAAACUCUUGGCUUUAGGACCGAUUUCUUCUGCGGACUUGUAAACUUUACGACGACGCUAAAUAUCAGUAAGAAUGAUUACGUAGGGUACUUUUCCAGUACAAGUACGUUAUUUUAUUCAAUAAAAGGAACCAUGAUCUAAAAUAAUGCCUUCGACUCUCGUGGAGUUUGCCAUCAUAUAUAUUCAUUGAAUUGAUUGCCGGACAAAAGUCAAAACUCUUGGCUUUAGGACCGAUUUCUUCUGCGGACUUGUAAACUUUACGACGACGCUAAAUAUCAGUAAGAAUGAUUACGUAGGGUACUUUUCCAGUACAAGUACGUUAUUUUAUUCAAUUAAAGGUACCAUGAUCUAAAAUAAUGCCUUCGACUCUCGAGGAGUUUGCCAAGCCGGAUCAAACUGAUGGGUUCCAGGCCUGGCGGCAAAGAAGUCCACUCAAGCAUUACAGAUCAAAGUACUGUUAUAAUAAUGUUCUAUAUGUAUUGUAUUACAUGCCUGUAUAAAUUCUGUAAACAUUACCGCAAAUAGCAAAUCACUAAAUGAGAUAUAUUAUUUCGAUUCUAACACGUUAUCACGGACUUUAAAGUAAACUCUUGUCGGCAUGCAUUAGAUAUUUGCCAGUUUUCAAUCGGGUUCUUUUCCAGCGCGCAGCUACGCCGCUUGACGCUAUGACGUAAUAGUUGUGACGUCAGAACAGUGAAUUAUUGUUUAAUAAUUCACUGUUCCCAACCUUUUUUGUUUAAUUAAUAGGAAAAUGAAUCGGAUCGUGUUAGAAUGAUUUUUUAAGCUGGCUGUACUUGCAAAAUGCAUGUGCAUGCUAAUUUUUGUUACUAUCAGUGCAAAUUUAGCAUUCUUAAGUCUAAACUUCAAAAGUAAAAACUUAAUAAAAUAAACACGGACUCAGCGUGCGUAAACAAAAAAAAAUCCACACGGCAUGCCAAUGAGGUACUAAAUGAGAGUUCGAUUUUAAAUGUCGUCCGUAAUGUUAUGGUGUGUAUUGUGUGUAAAAUACUUUUUAAGUGUUUUAUGGAGGUAUAUAAUUAAUUGAGUUCUGCAACUGUAGCUUGUUCUAUAAUGUGGCAUUUGACUGUCGUGGAUUAUAUCAAACAUAUCAUACUCGGCGCUUGCGCGCCUCAGGUGAUACAGGUCUUGCGAAUUCCCUCGAGUCGAAUACAACAUUCAGCUUUUGCAUUGGUCCAUGCUUGCGGACUCAA
Messenger RNA from Mercenaria mercenaria, 3897 nucleotides. Its product is annotated as tenascin-N-like. The transcript is spliced from 5 exons. Lineage: Eukaryota; Metazoa; Mollusca; Bivalvia; Venerida; Veneridae. The record is from RefSeq and is a predicted model, not a curated record. Bases 1 to 1410 code for a protein of 469 amino acids.